Ipomoea nil (Japanese morning glory) is the source of this 1436-nucleotide messenger RNA. Its product is annotated as TPR repeat-containing thioredoxin TDX. NCBI's taxonomy places the organism in Eukaryota, Viridiplantae, Streptophyta, Magnoliopsida, Solanales, Convolvulaceae. Gene Ontology annotation, molecular function: protein dimerization activity; Hsp70 protein binding. The record is from RefSeq and is a predicted model, not a curated record.
AUAUUAUGUAUAGAAAAACCCUUGAGAGAGACAGAGAGAGAUGGACAUGGAUGCCAGGAGACUGGAAGAGCUAAAGUACUUCGUUGAUCACUGCAAAGCUAACCCUUCGAUUCUACACACUCCUUCACUUUCCUUUUUCAGGAGCUAUCUGGAAAGCUUGGGAGCUCGAAUUCCUCCGAAGGUCAAAACAGAGGAAGAUGAUGAAGAGUUUCAUGAUUACAAGAAGCCCAAUUUUCCAAGUGACAAUAGCAUGGAUGAAGAUAUAGUUGAGUCUGAUGUUGAAUUGGAUAGUGCUGAUGUUGUGGAGCCUGACAAUGAUCCUCCACAAAAGAUGGGUGAUCCUUCAAGAGAAGUAACUGAGGAAAGCCAAGAUGCUGCUCAAAUGUCAAAGUCUAAAGCUGUGAAUGCAAUCUCUGAGGGGAAUCUGAAUGAAGCCAUAGAUCAUUUAACAGAAGCUAUCAUGUUAAAUCCAAUUUCAGCAAUACUAUAUGCAACCAGAGGUAGUGUGUUUAUUAAACUUAAAAUGCCAAAUGCUGCAAUCCGUGAUGCUAAUGCAGCUUUACAGAUCAACCCCGACUCAGCAAAAGGAUAUAAAGUACGAGGAAUAGCAAGGGCAAUGCUAGGCUUAUGGGAAGAGGCUGCUAGUGAUCUGCAUGUGGCAUCAAGAAUAGAUUUUGAUGAAGAGAUUAAUGAGGUGCUCAAGAAGGUUGAACCUAAUGCUCGUAGAAUUGAAGAGCACCGCCGGAAAUAUGAACGCUUGCGGAAAGAGAGAGCAAAGAAAAUGGAACGUGAGAGACGAUGGAGAAGAGCAGAGGCAACUUUUAAAAAGGAGGAGAAAAUGGAACAAACUUCUGGUCCUGAAGCUGCUUCUGUUCUCAAGGAUGGACAAGUUAUUGGAGUCCAUGCUCUGGAUGAAUUGGAUACCAAGUUAACUGCUGCUUCAAGGGCAUCCCGGCUGGCAAUCCUUUAUUUCACCGCAACAUGGUGUGGGCCCUGCCGUUAUAUGUCCCCGCUUUUUACAAGCUUGGCUGGGAAGUAUCCAAAAGUCGUGUUCUUGAAGGUUGACAUUGAUGAGGCAAGAGACGUGGCUGCUCGAUGGAACAUUAGCAGUGUUCCGACUUUCUUCUUCAUAAAAAAUGGAAGCGAGGUUGACAAGGUGAUAGGUGCCGACAAGAAUUCCCUCGAGACGAAGAUUGCUCAACAUGCUAGUUAACAGAAUCUGUGAAAGGAAAUCCAAGGUUUUACUGACUCUCUGAAUAAGCUUAAUCUAGGGCUUUGUUAGGGCAAAAAAGAAACUGAACAAGAAUGCUUUUUACCUUUUACAGUUGAACUAAUUGCACAAAUGUAAUAUGGUCUGCAUAUGAGCGUUUGUGAAUGUUAUCUUACAUAUGAUUCAAUAAAUGGUCUAAAUGUUAGCUGAAGCUUCCUUUAGCUUU